Molecule: messenger RNA, 2159 nt
Organism: Rhipicephalus microplus (southern cattle tick)
Lineage: Eukaryota; Metazoa; Arthropoda; Arachnida; Ixodida; Ixodidae
Product: protein SpAN
Biological process (GO): proteolysis
Molecular function (GO): metalloendopeptidase activity; zinc ion binding
Source: RefSeq, a predicted model, not a curated record
GGUUCCGUCCACUUCGACUCAACGCUUCCUGCUGGAAACACAUAUAAGCUCGGCAUCGUUUUACUGGGGUACUGGCACACUACACAUGCGGAACGCAGCUUUAAGCCACUGAAACGUUCACCCAGUCUGCAGCAGGCGGAAAGCCUGCCCCGUGUAAGGAAGUUCCAUGAGCCGAAAUUUCUAGUUAUGCAUGCCAUCUGUUAACGACUUACGGCGGGGCACCUGUGGAAACUGUUGCACUGACUCAUCGUUGGGACUAAGAGCGUUCUUCGGCAGAUCAUUCAUUCAUUCCGUGCUGGUGGCUUCCGCAAAGGACGUGACUGCAGGUGAACGGCACCAACUGCUGGAAAAGUUUCCUCAGGCGCAAUGAUACCGGGACGAACAACGCUUUUUCUUGCAAUACUUGGACUGACAUGUGCGCAGUAUGAAGAGUCAAUUGAGCAUCUCGUCUCUGGUCAGCCUGAGGUGGUUCAAGAACAAAAAGAGAAAUCUGAAAUGUUUGAACGAAUGUGGCAAGAUGUUCAGAAGAUGGAUGGCGGCAAGGCUAUGUUCCAGGGCGAUAUGAUGAUGACCAAGAGCGACCUGAUGGACAUGUAUGCCAUGAGCCCCACUAAGAACGAAACCUGGCCCGGAGGCAUGGUACCGUACAAGAUUCAUGAGAGCUUGUCCGACGAGGCGCACCUGAUUCGGCAGGGCAUUGCACAUUGGAUGAAAAAUACGUGUCUUGUGUUCCGCGAGCUCGAGAAGGAUGAUAUAACCACAGACUACAUCCUUUUCUUCAAGGGUGAAGGGUGCUGGUCCCGGUUCGGCUACAGAGGAUCUGUCCAGGAGAUAUCUAUUGGGGAGGGCUGUGAGAAGCUGGGGACAGUGGUGCACGAGAUCGGCCAUGCCAUCGGAUUCAUACACGAGCAGUCACGCGCAGACCGCGACCGCUACGUGGUGGUGAAAUACGCCAACAUCCUGAAAGGAGAGCACAGCCAGUUUGACCCGGAUCAGAGAGGGCGGGAGUACGGAGCGGUAUACGACUACACCUCAGUCAUGCACUACCCGUCAACGGCGUUCGCAGCAUCACCGGGGGUGAAAACACUGAGUCCAGUCAACCCGCUUCUUGCACCACUGAUCCGCAGACGGGAUGAACUGACGUUCCGCGACAGGCGCAAGGCAAACUUCCUCUACCGUUGCGAUGCCGCAUGCAAGAGCAGACCAGUGUGCGAAAACGAAGGUUUCGUCGAUCACACCUGCAAGUGUGUCUGUCCGCCGAACACGAAAGGAGAGCGUUGCCAGAAGUGGCGCCAUUCUUACUAUCCCCGAACCAAGUGUGGUCGCCGCGUGAUUCGCGAGGGAACCAUUUCUUCUCCUGGCUACCCAAAAAUACAGAUACCGGAGGUUGGAACUUGUGUCUGGUGGAUACAAGCUCCACGAAACAAGGCGAUUCAACUCACGUUCCGGGACUUUGACCUGUACGGCCGAGUUAGCGGGUUCUGCACUCGCGAUUGGUUCGAAAUCCGACUGAAGUCGCUCUACAUGGGACAAACGUUCUGCAGCGACGAAAUGAAGCCAGGAAAAGUGGUCACCUCGGUGGGUCGAAACGUGAUCAUCGAGUACAGGCCAUAUGCCUGGUUCAAGCGUGGUUUCUCACUCGAAGUCAAGUUUGUUCCUGUUGAGACAAGAAAACAGUGACAAAUACCUCGGCACGAUACGCCAAGUUCACGCUAUUCGCAUACCUCAGCCUUGAAAGCCCUAGAGAAGAUUGAUUUUAAUUAUACGUCACAUCAAUGAACAGUAUCAGAGCAGAAUGACCAGUUGUUUCAAAUAGCGAUUAUUGGUGUCUCCUGAACAUGAUAACAUGCGGAAUGUAGCUUUGGGUCUGUCGAUUUCACCUGGCUAAAUGCGUCCAUGUUCGCCAUGAAGGACCAACAGCAUGCCGAUCGGGUGUUCUCUCUAGCAUUAUGUGUGCUUGAAUGCCUUUGUUGCGUGCAACGUACGCCAGCUACUAUUACUGGAUUCAUGUGACUUGAACCUUAGUAUCAUAUUCACAUACUAUCAUACACGAUUCAUAUGCACGAUCAUGUAGCGCCUAAAUGGAUGUUCCUUAACUCACAUUUAUUGUUUACGCAGCUUUACAUAAGAAUAAAUACUAGAGCGUGGUGUACUUUGCA